AUGGAAUUUACAAAUUUAAGUCCAUACGAUCAGUCAGUGAAGAGUUGUGAUGUGAAAUUUUUGGAUAAUGAGAUAUCAAAAAGAACACCAAAGUGUGCAAGAUGUCGGAAUCACGGCAUCAUAUCAAAUUUAAAAAGUCACAAGAAAAUGUGUAAAUGGAAGGAUUGUCGUUGUCCAAAUUGUCUUUUAGUUGUAGAACGACAAAGAGUGAUGGCUGCACAAGUCGCCUUGAGACGACAGCAAAGUUCACAUACUGGAAAUACAUCAGUAACCACAAACACGUCGUCAUCAAAAAUUAAUUCAUUAGAGUAUCUUGAAAGGAUUCAGAACAUGGAAGCACUUAUCGCACAAAAGCGAGCAUAUCAAAGGCAAUUAAAAACUUUGCAACAGUCAGCUGCCUUUAAUCGACAUCAACAACGUUUCAUUUCACCAUACUAUGCUCCAUUGAAUGACAGAAUUAGAAAGAGGAAGGCCUUUGCAGAUCCAGAAUUGAUGGAAUCAACAUUAAAUUGCUAUUUAAAUUAUCAACAUAUGCAUCAGCUACAAUCAUCGACUACAUCAUCAACAUUGUUGUUGCCAUCGUUUCAACCCGAAAUAAAUAUCAACAGCAACUUGUUGCAUGCAAAGGAAAUGAAUAAUGAACAAACACAGACGAGAACAAUUUCAUUCUCGAUAGAUUCUAUUCUUGGAAUUAAAUGA
Molecule: messenger RNA, 699 nt
Organism: Chironomus riparius
Lineage: Eukaryota; Metazoa; Arthropoda; Insecta; Diptera; Chironomidae
Source: the annotation of a GenBank genome assembly